Messenger RNA from Chaetomium fimeti, 3935 nucleotides. RefSeq lists its product as uncharacterized. Gene Ontology annotation, molecular function: RNA polymerase II cis-regulatory region sequence-specific DNA binding; zinc ion binding; DNA-binding transcription factor activity, RNA polymerase II-specific. Lineage: Eukaryota; Fungi; Ascomycota; Sordariomycetes; Sordariales; Chaetomiaceae. Gene Ontology annotation, biological process: DNA-templated transcription; regulation of transcription by RNA polymerase II. The record is from RefSeq and is a predicted model, not a curated record. Gene Ontology annotation, cellular component: chromatin. The transcript is spliced from 3 exons. Bases 148 to 3777 code for a protein of 1209 amino acids.
CUGCCUGCUGCCGCUCCCCACUCUCCUGACCUGCUCCGACACACCGAGCAAAGGUCCUCCGUUCACUGCUCCCGAAACUCGCGCUCUGUCCCACCGCACAAAGUCGCCCGAUCGCUCCGAAACCGACAAAAUCCCGCUGCCAGGACGAUGACUGUGUCAAGCGACGCUGUUACCAAGGUCGAGGCUGUCGCUACCAUGUCCAAUUCGUCGACGCCUUCGGCUGCGAGCGGCACCGCGCCCGCUGGUGACGAAGCUGCCUCAACCAUCAUGGUCAACACCAAGGCCCCCGCUGCCUUCCCGCCGCCCAAGACCGACAAGCCUCGCCCCCACAUCUGCGGCACUUGCCAGCGCUCUUUCGCCCGCCUGGAGCAUCUGAAGCGACACGAGCGGUCGCACACCAAAGAGAAACCGUUCCAGUGUCCCGAAUGCGCACGGUGCUUUGCUCGCCGUGACCUGCUUUUGCGCCACCAGCAGAAGCUGCAUCAGACGACGACGCCGUCGUCCCGACCCCGCAAUCGUCGCGAGAGCGCGAGUGGGGCGACGCCGGGUGCUAGCCGGGUCCGUAAGAAUAGUGUCGUGGGCCCCGGUGCCGCCGCCGCCAGCAACACUGCCGCGUCCAUGAGGCCUAGGGCAAAUACGAUUAGCCAUAUCGAUAACACGGCCAUCCAGAUGAUGGCCGCUGCCACUGCCCAGGUCUCGAGGAUGCCACCCACGCACAGCCGCCAUCCAAGUUUGAUUGGGUUGCCAACCCAUCACAGUCUCGAGUCCUACGGCAUGGCUUCGGCCUUGGCCCAUCGCGGAGCGCCGCUCGGCCUGCCCAAGCUCGAGACGCACGGGAUCAGCGGCAUGGACUUCUCGGGCGGCCUUCGGACCGCUCCGGCGAUGCCAUUCGGUUCCGAGUUCGAAAUGGACAGCAGCUUGUUCUUUGGCGGCUCUCCGGGCUCCACGAUCAACCCCAAUGCUCUCCACUACAACGAUUCCCCUCCUUCGAUGGCCAUGGACGCCCUCUCGUCCUUCCCACACGGGCUCCCCGACAUGUCGGCCGCCACCCAAUCGCUGGACGAGUUCGACUGGGUAACAGGCUUCGACCACACAAUGUCGUUUAACAACGGGCCGGUAGAGACCGCCGUGGACGGUUCCUCCCCCUCUGCACUUAGCACCACGAGUCAGAGCGGCAUCAGCGACGUCAUGGUGGACGGCUCGAACCACCACACCGCCACGGCUGCGACGAGCUCGAUGUGGCAGACGUCCAUCAUGGGCCCCCCGCAAAUGGGCAACCCUUUCGCCCUUGACAUCAACGGGUCCGUCUUCCCAGAUCUCCUGAACGGCGCGCCCGUGUCGCCGCAACCGUCGUCCGCCAAACCCAUGGGGGAGACGUAUUUCUCAACUCCUUCGCCCUCGCUGCUCUCGGGCUUGAACACGCAGAACAUGAACCAGGCGCUUAAUUUUGGUGCCGGCCCGGAGACGCCGUCCUCGAUGAAUGGUAGUAAUCAUGGCACCCUACCCGUCUCGACAAUCACUGAUUCAACAAGAAAUGCCAUCCUAGGUGCACUGUCGGCCUCCCAGGCGUCCCAGUUUGGUACGCGGAGAUACUCGUUCGCCACGCCGACCUCCCCUCUCGCCACGCAGCCGUCCCCGAUCACAGCCAACAUCACCCCUAGCACCACCAGCGCCAUCGCCAGCACUCCCGACCAGCUCAGCACCCUACCUACAACCCGAGACCUCCAGCGAUACGUCGGUGCCUAUCUGCGAUAUUUCCACCCCCACCUGCCGUUUGUCCACAUAGCGACGCUGACGUUCGAUUUUCCUGCGCAAUUGUUGGCUAACGGGCGAAAUAGCGGCAUUGGGGGGAGCGGGUGUUUGCUUCUUUCUAUGGCGGCCAUUGGCGCCUUGUUUGAGUUGGAGCACCAGGCAUCCAUGGAAUUGUUCGGGAUGGCCAAGAAGAUGAUCCAGCUGUAUCUCGACGAGCGGAGGAAGGCGAACGUAAGAAAGGCAGAAUCCAUUCGGCGCACUCCCAUGUCGGACCACAGUUCACAGCAGCAGGAACCCCCCGUCGAGACUCCCGUGUGGUUGGUUCAGGCCAUGCUCCUGAAUGUCGUGUAUGGUCAUAACUGCGGGGACAAGCGGUCUGGCGAGAUCGCGUCCACCCACGCCGCCGCAUUAGUAAGUCUUGCGCAGGGAGCGGAGCUGCUGCGGCCAGUGCGAGUUGAACCUUCGGCUAAGGACGUCGAGAUGGUGGAUGCUGACGUCGCCGGUGGCUGGGACGGAGCCGGAAGACAACAUGCCGACGAGCACGCCGAGUGGCUGCGCUGGCGGACCAUUGAGGAGCGGAAGCGCACCCUUUAUGCCGUCUUCACCCUAUCUAGCCUCCUCGUGUCGGCGUAUAAUCACACGCCAGCCCUCACGAACUCGGAGAUCCUGCUCGAUCUCCCGUCUGACGAAGAGUUUUUCGCCGCCGAGAGCGCUGCCGUUUUCCGGGCCAAGGGCGGCGUGGCAGCAGCUAAUCACAACCGGAUGACGUUCCACGAAGCCCUGGGGAAGUUGCUGCGUACAAACGAGAAGCAGCAUAAGCGUCCCUUUACUAACGCCCACGAAGCUUUCGGUUCCGCAGUCAAUGCUAGCGAUUUGCCCGAGAGCGACCUGAAACCGAGCAGCUUCGGUUGUUUGAUACUGAUCAAUGCGCUGCACAACUACAUAUGGGAGACGCGCCAACGCCACCAUAACAAGGUCUGGACAAACGAGGAAACCGAGAAGAUGCAUCGUCACAUCGAGCCGGCGCUUCGGGCGUGGCACGCCGCCUGGGCAACCAACCCUCAGCAUAGCCCGGAGCGGCCGAACCCCCACGGCGCGGGGCCGCUGUCGGCAGACUGCAUCCCGCUGUUGGAUCUUGCCUAUGUUCGCCUAUUUGUCAACCUUUCGCGGUCCAAGGAGAAGUUCUGGCAGCGCGAUUGGGACGGGAUGGCUGAGGAAUUGGCGAGAGGCUCUGAGAUUAUCCAGCACGCCGAGCACUCGCCGGCCUCUAUCGCCGAUUCGGCUGUUACUGAUCCGUCGAGCACACCCGGGACAAGCUCUCUUACGGUGGAUACCCCGCCGACUCUUACUUCCUCCCCGGAAUUUGGGGUCUCAAAGUUGCCGCUGUCGACCUCCAUGAACCCGGGGCUAGCCUCGCAGCCGCCUCAACCUCAGACGCAGAGCUCGACCAGCCAAGCCACCUCCCGGAGAGAGAAACACUUGCGGAAAGCUGCGUUCUUUGCGUCCGAGUCUCUUUCCGUUUCCGACAAGCUCGGCGUCACCUUUGCCAACUUGACCAGCCGCGAGCUGCCUCUGCAAGCGACGCUCUGUGCAUUUGACUGUGCUCAGGUCCUUGCCGAGUGGGUCGCCACCCUCCAGGACCGCGUUGGGCGCUAUCUUGGAAUCCUCGGCCGGGAUAAUGUUGAUUUCUCGCAAGUGCCCGCGAUUAUGCUGCUCGAGGAAGAGGAUGUAAAACUGCUGGCGAAGAUUGAUGAGAUUAUUCGUGGCGCCGAAGUCAAAAUGAACAUGGAUCUGGCUCAACUUGGCGGCAUGGGGGAUAGCGGCACCGUCGUUGCCGCUGGCAUCGACGGCAGACUCCAGAUGGACGACAAUGCGGGAUACGCGACAAAGCUCCUAAGGGUCACAGCGUACAUGUUUGACAACGCUGCCGUAUGGCCUGUGACCCGGCUGAUCACUUCCUGCCUCGAAACCCACGCGAACCAUAUGCGUGCCCGCGCAGAAAAGUCCAUCCUGGCCCUUGGCUGAAAAGUCCGGAUGUUUUGGUCAACUCGACGGCUGCCACGGCGCUUCUACACGGCGGUGCCCGGCUCGAUUUGCCCUUAACCCCCAGUUCGGUUUGCGCUCUGCAUUCCGCGAGUUACUUUUUCGGCUGUUCAAGCUUCUGCCGCAAUACGAUACCAUUC